Paramecium sonneborni is the source of this 1326-nucleotide messenger RNA. NCBI's taxonomy places the organism in Eukaryota, Ciliophora, Oligohymenophorea, Peniculida, Parameciidae. The record is from the annotation of a GenBank genome assembly.
AUGGAGUACUUAACUAAUGAAAAACUCCUUAAAUAAUAACAAUCUGCUCUAUUUUCCAUCAACAAUUCUCGAUCUAAUAGUGUUUCACGAUUUCCUAUUCCCAGUUAAAGAGCUGCUCAUGAUCCAAUCUAACCUCUAAGAUCUGCAGAUUUAUUUAAUAAAUUGGAGGACAUAUUGAAAUAAAAGUAAUUAAAUACAACAACCAGAAAGAGAUAAAAAUAAAUUUCAUGUAUUUUAAAUACAUAAGUUUGUAAUGAUGAAAAAAAAUACAAUAUAGAAACUAGUUUAAAUAAAUCACCUAUUAAAUUACCUUCAAAUGAUUACUUUGAUGUAAUAUCUGUAAUUUUUAUUAUAGAAUAAUAUUGAAGUCAGAAAUAGAAGAUAAAUUUAGCCUAUUGGAUCUCCUCCAGUUCACUAAUAAAAUUAAAGUAGCAAAAAGAAAAAUACUAUUUAAAAUCAUUUUUAAGAAAGUUAAAAUUAAAAAAAAAAGGAAAGUCUUAAAAGGUUUUAAGAUGAAUUUAAAAAUAUGCAAGAAAAAAUUAAAUAUAGGAAUAAUUUAGAUAAUAUUUAUUACUCAAAUCAGUCAAUAUUAUAAGAGGAUAACAAUAAAAAUUAUAUUAAAGAAAAAAAAAUUGAUCUAAACAUUAGUACAGGAAAGGAAAACAACACUACAUUGAAUAAGUUAAAUAAUUAAUUAUAGAUUCAAAAUAAUCAUUUAUAAGAAUAGUUACUCUUUGAAUAAAAUUAAAAUAAUAAAUUAAACAUUCUAGUAAAUAACUUAAAUGAUCAAAUAAGUGCUUUGAAUAGGUAAUUUUUAUUAUAUUAUAUAAAAGGUAAAUUCAUUAAUAAUAAAAAUCAAUCAAAGAUGAUUUCUUAAUAAAGGAAAAUAUAAUAAUAUAAUUAAAUUCAAAAAUAGAUUAGUUAUAAGUUGAAAUCUAAUAAAAAGAUUAAGAGAUUUAAAAUUCUAAGGAAUAGAUUUUAGAAUUCAAGAAUCUUUAUAAAGAAAUAUAAGACUUAGAAAAUCUUUGUUCUUCCAUGUCUUUCAUAGGUUAAUAAAGUCUUGAACAUAAUCAUUUAAUUCUUGAGAUAAAAGACUUAUUAUAAGUAUAGAACAAUAUAAUAGAAAAAGUAACAAACAACAUAGAUUUUCCAAUAGAAUAACUAAUAAUUUAGAAGAAAUAGAAAAAAUUGAAUUUACAAGAAGUGUAAGUAGAUUAUUAAGAAUUAUGCCAAGAAACUACUAGAAUCUUAGAGAAUUUAAUUAAAUAAAUAAAAUAUUCUGUUGAACAAUUAACUGAGAGAUUUAUUCAUGACUUACUUAUUUGA